CCAGCGAACUGUCACCGAUCUAACAUGCCUUCCCAAAAAGAUCUUUCUUUUCGCUAAAGUGCGUUUGCUAAGACGUGUUGAGGUUUUACCAACAGUCAGCUGAAUAAGGUUCACCAAAAUGUCGACCGCAACGAUCCGUACCCGCCGGUUCAUGACCAACCGUCUGCUGUGCCGUAAACAGAUGAUCUGUGAUGUCCUGCAUCCAGGUCUGGCUUCGGUGGCCAAGAAGGAAAUCCGUGAGAAGCUGGCCACAAUGUACAAGACCACCCCCGAUGUGGUGUUCGUGUUCGGAUUCCGCACCAACUUUGGCGGUGGCAAGUCGACCGGCUUCGCGCUGAUCUACGAUACCCUGGACUUUGCCAAGAAGUUCGAACCCAAGCACCGACUGGGUCGCCACGGACUGUUCGAGAAGAAGCGAAUGACCCGCAAGCAGCGCAAGGAACGCAAGAACCGUAUGAAGAAGGUGCGCGGUACCAAGAAGGCAAAGGUCGGACAGGCCGUCAAGAAGUAAGGUGUUUCUGUGACCUGCCCUUUCUGGAGCUUGCUUGGGGAGCUUUUCCGUGUUUUUCUCUCAGGUGGGAGUUGAUAAUUCCAUCGCAGGAAAUGAAAAUAUAACUUUAUGGUUUAAGAUAA
Ochlerotatus camptorhynchus is the source of this 633-nucleotide messenger RNA. It is a transcript of the gene RpS24, whose product is annotated as ribosomal protein S24. The coding region runs from base 119 to 511 and encodes 130 amino acids. The transcript is spliced from 2 exons. Lineage: Eukaryota; Metazoa; Arthropoda; Insecta; Diptera; Culicidae. The record is from RefSeq and is a predicted model, not a curated record. Gene Ontology annotation, biological process: translation. Gene Ontology annotation, molecular function: structural constituent of ribosome. Gene Ontology annotation, cellular component: ribosome.